Molecule: messenger RNA, 1508 nt
Organism: Amphimedon queenslandica
Lineage: Eukaryota; Metazoa; Porifera; Demospongiae; Haplosclerida; Niphatidae
Product: protein glass-like
Exons: 2
Coding region: 22-1305 (427 amino acids)
Biological process (GO): regulation of transcription by RNA polymerase II
Molecular function (GO): DNA-binding transcription factor activity, RNA polymerase II-specific; RNA polymerase II cis-regulatory region sequence-specific DNA binding
Source: RefSeq, a predicted model, not a curated record
UGUGACCCUACUGAAGCCAAUAUGAGCUCAGUUUUUACAAAGCCCUCCUCAGCUACUAACUGCAGUAUUCCUCCUCCUCCUGUUGAUAGCACAGAGAAGCAAAGCUACCAACAACAACAGUGUUUUACUGCUUCUUCUUCAAGUAGCCCUUCUACUCUAUCUCCUGGCCUCCCUCCUGUUCCUCCAUUAUCAGUCCAGCAGCACUACAGGGCCUAUUCCUACUAUCCUUCUACUUGCAUACCAACUGUAGCCAAGUACAAUCCACAGCAUCUUUCUGUGCCACCUCCAAGCAACAUAAGAACUCACUUCUUUCAUACUUCAGGAGGACAACAAGCAGCAACUGCAGCAGUUGGUUCUAGUCUUCCUUAUGACAACAAGACUCUGUCAUACUCUGCUAGCCAAUACACUAGCAGUAAUACCUAUAGCAGUUCCAACUACAACCUAACAAACAAAGUUGCUGCAACACUGCUACAGUUGCAAGAUCCUGUACUCCAUUCACUGCCUGGCCCUCCUUCAGGUGGCUACCAUCCACCACCACCACUCAAGUUUGUUCCAGGCCCACUGCCUCAUACAACUGGUGUUGACCAUGAAGGAGCUUCACCCUUAGAAGGUACAGCUUCACCAACUCAACCAACCUCAUACCAGUCAGCUGCCCAGUUCAUGUUUCAAACUGGAUCUGCCUUCCCUCCCUCCCCAUUCCCCACUCAUAACUCGUCCCCAUGCUGGAGUCACUCCCCCUGGCCUUACAUUCCAUUCGGUACUCCUCCAGUAUCUGGUGCUAGUCAUUGUCCUAGUCGUGGGACAGGGGGAACAGGAGUAGGUACCCAAAGUAGAGGAGGAGGAGGAGAUAAUAAAAUCAACUCCUGCCAUGUUUGUGGAAAGACUUAUGCACGUCUCUCCACCUUGCGCUCUCACCUCAAGUCUCAUAGCGGAGAGAAACCUUACCAGUGCUCCAUAUGUCAAAAGUCUUUCACUCAAGCGGCUAACUUGACAGCUCACCUCCGAACGCACUCUGGAGAAAAGCCGUUCAAGUGCCCAGUCUGCCAUCGAGGGUUUUCGCAGUCCUCGUCCGUUACAACGCACAUGAGGACCCACUCUGGGGACCGACCGUACAAAUGUAACGUCUGCAAUAAAGGGUUUGCCGAUAGCUCUACGCUCACCAAGCACUACCGUACUCACACUGGGGAGAAACCCUACCAGUGUAAGAUAUGCGAGGCAAAGUUCUCCCAGUCUGGAAACCUCAACCGACACAUGAGGACCCACCGACACCAUUACGGCAACGGUAUGGACAUGAGGCGUAUAUAGACAAGAAGAGAAAGGAACUAGUCUAUAGAGAGACAUUAGUUAAAGAUAGAGACAUUAGUUAAAGACACAUACUCAUACACUUAUAGUUAGAGCUAUAGUUCACUGUUAGAUACCUUAUCACUUAUUGACAUGUGUAUAUUAGUUGAUGGCUAUGUUUCCAUUAUCAAUAGUUGUCUUUACUAUUCUCACCAUUAUUGUACUCC